Molecule: messenger RNA, 3182 nt
Organism: Centropristis striata (black sea bass)
Lineage: Eukaryota; Metazoa; Chordata; Actinopteri; Perciformes; Serranidae
Product: threonine synthase-like 1
Exons: 3
Coding region: 330-2507 (725 amino acids)
Biological process (GO): amino acid metabolic process
Cellular component (GO): cytoplasm
Molecular function (GO): pyridoxal phosphate binding
Source: RefSeq, a predicted model, not a curated record
UGUUGAAUGGACAUCAUCUUUUAUAUCGUAGAUAUCGUGUAUGUACUCGGGUAUAUUGCGCAGGAAAUAACACAUGAAUGAAAAUGUGUUUUGUUUUUGCAACGAAAUAUCGGUAAACCUUCGACAUUUAUCUAUUUUGUCCCUCCAGGCUGACCGUAGUUGUUGUGAACGAUCCUCCGGUCAAGUAUAUGCCAUAGAUAUAUGUAAGCACAAUGCCGCUUUUUAUGUUAAAACAAACCAUUUAGCUGCAGCAGACUCCACUAAUAGACUCACUAUCGUGUUUGAAGUAGGGGAAGACACGAUUUCACCUGCGGUCAUUUAACUCCUCAAUGGGUUUACUGAGUGCCAGCCAGCUUGCACUAAGAGCUGUCAGAUGCUACCUGAGUCCCUUUCCAGCAUCCAAAUCAUGGCUCUGCACCAAAGCAUCCCUGCUCGGGGAUCAGAACAUCCUGCUCAUGGGGCCCCCUGGAGCAGGAAAGACCACAGUGGGGAGGAUAGUGGCCCACAGACUGGGACUACCUGUUGUUGAUGUUGAUGACGAUGUUCUGGAGAAGACAUGGAGGAUGCCAGUGGCUGCCAAGCUGGCUGCAAUCGGUGGGGAGCGUUUCCUGGAGGAAGAAGGCCAGGCUUUGUGUAACUUCUCUGCCUCUGGUUGUGUCGUCUCCCUGUCAGGCUCUAACCCUCUUCACACUGCAUCGAUGCACCACCUCAAAGAGUCUGGACUGGUCAUCUACCUGGACGUGGACAGUGAAGACAUCAUUCAGAGACUAACAAGGAUGAAGGUGAACAGGAUCGUGGGGCAGGAGGCAGGGGUGUCCAUGAGGGACAUUCUGCGCUACAGGAAACAGUUUUAUGAGAAGUGGCUUGACCUGCGGGUGCUGUGUGGGACAGGGGACACGGUGGAGGAAGUGGCGGAGAAGGUGCUGAAGGCGGUGGAGAGAUAUCAGAACCAUGCUGCAGAAACAUACGUGUCAACCAGGAGUGACAGCGAGGCAUCAUCCAAUCAUAAAACAUACUUUAGUGAUGUGGUUGUAGAGGGUCUGGCCACAGAUGGAGGCCUCUAUGUCCCCAGAAACGGCUUCCCAAACAUUGAUGCUCGUGAAUGGCUGAGACUCAUUGAAAUGUCAUACCCAGAACGAGCUUUAGUUUUACUCGAGAAGUGCAUUCACCCGUUAGAUGUCUCCGCUUUGGAUCUCAGGACAAUGAUAUUCAAAGCAUAUGGGUCGAACUUUGCUAGUGAGUCAGUGGCACCUGUGAAACAUCUCAUCCGCAAUCAGUACGUGCAAGAGCUUUUUCACGGCCCCACAGCUUCAUUCAAAGACCUCGCCUUGCAGCUGAUGCCCCAACUCUUCGCCUACUGCCUCCCACAGAUGUGCAACUACCUCAUCCUGGUCGCCACCUCCGGGGACACAGGCAGCGCAGUGCUGAGUGGCUUCAGCAGGCUCAGUGGCGCCGACACACACAGGACCGGCGUGCUGGUGUUUUUCCCAGAGGAAGGCGUGAGUGAGAUCCAGAAGCUUCAGAUGACGAGCUUUAAGGAGGGCAACGCCAGGGCCGUGAGCGUCCGGUCAGACUUUGACUUCUGUCAGAGGAGCUUAAAGAGGAUGUUUGGAGAGAGCGGGCUGACCGGGCACCUCGCCGUGGAGUACGCCACCGUCCUCAGCACCGCCAACUCCAUCAACUGGGCGCGGCUGCUGCCACAGGUGGUUUACCAUUCCUCAGCCUAUCUGGAUCUUUGCAGAGACGGUGUUAUCAGGUUCGGGGAGCCCAUUGAUGUUUGCAUCCCUUCUGGUAACUUUGGCAACGCCAUGUCGGCCGUGUACGCCAAGCGAAUGGGCGUCCCGAUAAGAAAAGUCAUCUGUGCGUCCAACCACAACCGCAUCAUCGCCGACUUUAUCGCCACGGGCGAGUACGAUCUCCGGGGACGGCCUCUGAUGCUCUCCCACUCCCCGGCUAUAGAUAUCCUGAAAUCCUCCAACCUCGAGAGGUUUAUCUUCCACGUCUCAGGCGGAGACAGCCGUCUUGUCAAGGAGCUGUUCACACGCUUAGACCGACAGCAGUCCUUUCAGGUUGCUGAGCCUCUCCUUGGCAGGAUACAGCAGGAAGUGCUGGCUGGCUGGUGCUCUGAAGACGACUGCUUGGCCGCCAUCCAGAGCGUCCACGCACAGACGGGCUACCUCAUGGACACACACACGGCCGUGGCUAAAGUCGUGGCCGACAGGCUGCAGGACGGCUCGUGCCCCGCGGUGCUUUGUUCCACCGCUCACUACGGGAAAUUCGCUCCCGCUGUGUUCAAAGCUUUGCAAAUCCAAAAUAUUCCAGAGGAUCCAGUGGAGCAGCUGAAGAAGCUCGGCUCGACUGCAUCCAGACCCGAAACACACAGAGACAUGAUGAGAUGCCUGGAGGACAGCGGCAGGAGGGGACACGCGGUCUGUCAGGCGGAGUACGGUGUGUUGGUGGAAGAGGUGGAGAACAUGAUACACGACUCCUUCCUCAAAGUUAUGUAGCAUUAUUCUAGCGUUUGUUACUAUCCACUUCAAAUAAACAUUAAUUUAACUCAGAAUUAUUUAACCCAUUUAAGCCGGGAAAGCAUUACUGCAUUUCUACCAUUAAAACCAGGGGCACUGUUGUGUUAUUCUACCAUUAAAGCCGGGAAAGUGGAUACGUCGUUUUGUAGUAUUUGUAGUUUUUUCCACCUAUUUUCGGCCUCUUGGCCAAUGAAAUGCAUCAGAAUACAUGUGGGAGUGUCGCAAUGCAACAUGGGACUUUUACAGAACUGAAAUCAUGACGACUAUAGCAGAGGGAGCUUAGAUAUAACAGGUAUAAGCUCUCAAAUACUUUUUGAAUUUAAUUUCUAUCUGCUACAGUCUGAAAAAUCGAUUAUUUAGUAGGUGUUGACACUUCUGUUGAAUUUCCAGAAAAACUUUUUAGGCCUAAAUGGGUUUUUAAAAAACUGAUUAAAAUGAUAUAACUCUGCUAAUUAUAUAUUUUAUUGUAUUGAAAGUACAGAAGCUAUAAAAUAAAUAUAUAAUAUAUAUUUUUAAUUAUUCUAUUGUGUGUUCUUAAGACUAUUUUUUUCUUUUUGCCUUGGAAUUGCAUAAGUUAUUGAGUUUAUAUAUAUUUUAUCUACUUUUUCUGGCAUUGUGGCAGCCUUCAUUCAAUUCAUUUUUAAAGCAAAUUUU